CACAUGUUUGCGUACAACACUCAGCUCAGUGAGCAGUGCUCACUGUAGAAAUCCUCCGAGUUCGAUCACAGCUCCAGCAUGAAAGCGUUUCUAGCCGUAGCUGCUCUGCUGUUAGCGUGUGCACCCGUGGAAGCUCUUGACCGUGAGCAUAGACUGCGUGUAGUGAGUUCUGUUCACGCGAACGAACGCGUGCUGGUGAGCGACCAGGAGGAGCGGGAAAGGAGCCACGGCAACUGUGUGGAUGACGGUACGCGCAACCAGGAUCCCGUAUGUGCGUCGAACGGCAAGAAAUACCUCAACAUGAACCGCUUUGAGUACAACAAAUGCCUCAUCAAGGCGGAGGACGGUGAAGACAUCACGAUCGUGGACCUGGAAUUCUGCAGGGAGGCCAUGCUCGAGGACAUCAAGAGCGAGGGCUUAUGAGCAGGAAGCGACGACUAACGCCGACGCAGUAAGUAGCUUACGUCUAGACACUCAGUACCGUAUUCAAAUAAUUAUCUUUUUUCUCUUUAACACGGUGGCAAGUGGUUGCGCUGCAGUACUAUCAAUCGACGGUCUU
Molecule: messenger RNA, 559 nt
Organism: Phytophthora nicotianae INRA-310
Lineage: Eukaryota; Oomycota; Peronosporomycetes; Peronosporales; Peronosporaceae
Exons: 1
Coding region: 79-423 (114 amino acids)
Molecular function (GO): protein binding
Source: RefSeq, a predicted model, not a curated record